AUGGCAACUUUUCGAAGCCCUCGCUGCAACAGCCGCCGCCCCGCCUCGCUUCGCCCGCUCGAUGUGCACAUCAUCGAGUCAAACGCGGAGUACCAUGGCUUGUCCCAAGGUCCCGGAAAGAAGAAGCUCACCCGAAUGGAAAUUGAGAUGAUCAGGCUCUCCGCCCUGCGCCAUCCGAACCUCCUCUCUAUGCUCGCCGUCAACAAGCGAAGGGCAGCGCUGCUGGGCGUGCUCCAAAACAGCGAGUGUCUGAGGGAGGAAAGAGUUUCUGCAGGCGUCAACACACGCGGCAUCUUCCUUGCAACGCGCGAGAACCAGCUUCAGUUGAAGCGCGUCAAGCUCGACAAGGUUAAGGGCCACGCUCCCCUGCGCGACCAGCCACACCACUCGAAUUUGUUUGGGCCCGACGUGAAGGUGGCGAACGGUGAACUAGGGCUGCCAGAGGCUUGUUCCUAUAAGGUCCCCCGAGCUCUUCUAAUGAGGCCCGGUAAUGUUCGCCUUUUCCUCCCCCUAUUCAUCCGGAUCUAUGUUGCUCAAUUGCAAGAUGCGGUGCCAAGAGGUCUCGUGCGCUUCAAGCGCUUCCCUCUCCGUUCGGAGGUAGUCGACUGGGCUGUGUGGCUCGUGUUUUAUCUAGGAACCACAGGAGACGAAUAUGGUCGUAAUUUGCUGACAUAG
Molecule: messenger RNA, 675 nt
Organism: Coniophora puteana RWD-64-598 SS2
Lineage: Eukaryota; Fungi; Basidiomycota; Agaricomycetes; Boletales; Coniophoraceae
Exons: 6
Coding region: 1-675 (224 amino acids)
Source: RefSeq, a predicted model, not a curated record